UUCUUUUUAAUGCAAGUGCAAGAAGCAGGCUAACAUGGCCCUGAACAGGACAUUUAUUGAAAUCGUGGUAGGCUUGUAUGUGUGUCUGACCUUCGCCGUGCUCGUCGUAGAAGCAACGCUGGUGUACAUCGACGCAGCCAACGUGGAUAGAUACAGACGUCCCUACGUAUGGAUGACGGGGUCCUUCGAGUGCUUCUUCCACGUCGUCCACCUCGUGCUCCUCGUGGUCUGGGCCGUUUGCAUGUACAAGGACAACUACGACGGCAUGUCAAAGAGUCUGGUGGGCAUCUCGGCGCGCGUCAUGGGAAUCGGCCUGUGCACCACCAUCGACCUCGGAAGGAUGAUGAUCGUGCAGCCCCCGUACCUGGGUUCCUAUUUUCAAAGACAGAUCAUGCACCGGGAAAAGGUUGGGUCAACGCAGCCGCUCAUGUACAAGGUCAUUUUGCUGUUUAUUGAGACGCUCAUCGUCUGCCAAAUGGAAAUUUACCAGCUGGGCGUCCAGGCCGAAGCAGCGGCAGCGCAACAGGCUCCCGCAGCAGAAGCGUCGCCGCAGACGGCACCAGACGAGGCGUCCUCUCUGCAACGGUCGAACGCCACCACGUCCGACGGCACCGUUGUGGCCGUGGAGGGUGCGUAUCAGGCGCCAUCGGGCACCAUGAUGCUCCUGGUCGUUCCCGUGCAACCGCCCGAAGCGGAGGACCAGCAGCAACACUCGGCGCAGUCCAUGCAGCCCCUGACCGCGGGCGCCAAGCAGCGACCCAAGCCGGCGGCCUCGGAGGCAACCGACGCGUCGUCGUCUGCUGGCACACGCGUCUGAAUCACUGCGCCGUGGACGGUGUACAUUACUCAACUAUAUGCAAUCUCGCUGGCGCAGCCAAUCGAAAACUUUUGGCAUGCGCUACGGUCACCUUUAGUGAAGUUCCUUAUAUGCUUUGUAUUCUUAAGAGUGCAUUUGUGAAUUAUAUAGAAUUGUCAUUGCGAAUGAAAGGACGGUCUUUGCACACUG
This is a messenger RNA of Dermacentor albipictus, 1006 nucleotides long. RefSeq lists its product as uncharacterized. Lineage: Eukaryota; Metazoa; Arthropoda; Arachnida; Ixodida; Ixodidae. The record is from RefSeq and is a predicted model, not a curated record.